CACGCUGCCUCCGUUCCAGAGAGAAUAUCGUCUCGGCGCAGGGAGGAGAGGAUUAACGCCAGCGCGCAGCUCAUCUGCAUACGUCUUCCGAAGGAAGCGCACGAGGCAGUUCGGUCUCCAGCCUUUGUCUGGUCCCACCGAGUCCUCCUUGCGAGCGCCGCGUACCACCGGGACUCCUGACGUUUCGGCAAGGACUCGCUGGUCUUCAUGCUCGGAUCCGGCGACCGUCUCUCCUUCGCCUGAGCCGGGAGACGGCCGAGCCGGGGAUGCCGUCGAAAGAGCCGUACGAGGCUCGCCAGGAGGACAAGUCGCUGGUGCAAAGGGCCAAACGAGAGGCCAACCAGGAGGAGAUUUUGGCGGCCGCUCUGGGGAUGAGGACGGGACCCGAGAAACCCACGGCCACUUUCUGGCAGCCGCUUAAAAUCUUCGCCUAUUCGCAGCUCACCUCUUUGGUCCGGAGAGCCUCGCUGAAGGAAAGCGACUUGGCGCCCAUAUCGGAGAAAGUCCACAACUUCAAGGUGCAUACCUUCCGCGGGCCUCACUGGUGCGAGCACUGCGCAAGCUUCAUGUGGGGGCUGAUGGCGCAGGGGGUCAAGUGUGCAGACUGCGGCGUGAACGUCCACAAACAAUGUUCACCUCUGGUGCCCGACAACUGCAAGCCCAGCCUGAGACACGUCCGCAAAGUGUACAGCUGCGACCUCACCACCUUGGUGAACGCACACAACACGGCGCGACCCAUGGUGGUGGACAUGUGCAUACGAGAGAUUGAGUCAAGAGGACUGAAAUCCGAAGGUCUAUACAGGGUCUCGGGAUUCAGCGACUCCGUAGAAGAAGUCAAGACGGCGUUCGACAAAGCUGGCGAGAAGACGGACAUCUCGGUGAAAGCGUACGAAGACAUCAACAUCAUCACGGGCGCUCUGAAACUCUACCUGCGGGAUUUGCCCGUCCCCGUCAUCUCGUACAAGGCCUACCCCAGGUUCAUCGAGGCCGCAAAGCUGUCCGACCGGGACAAGAAGCUUGAAGCUUUCCGAGAGGCGCUGGCUCUGCUGCCGGCGUCACACAACGAAACGCUCAAGUAUCUCAUGGCGCAUUUGAAAAGGGUGGCCCAAAACGAGAAAUCGAACCGAAUGAACGCCGAGAACCUGGCCAUCGUUUUCGGGCCCACCCUCAUGCGCAGCCCGGAUCUUGACGCCAUGACCGCCCUCAAUGACAUCCGUUACCAGAGGCAGGUGGUGGAGGUGCUCAUUAAAAAUGUUGACGCCCUCUUCUGAAUGCACGCAGGUCCUCAAACCUGCUUUUUGUUGAGGAGAAGAAGAAAAAAAAAGGUUUGGAUGAAUGAUUUUUUUUUCUUUUUUUUGAAAAUUGCCCUUUGGAUGGACUCUUCCUACCAUGCAGAUGAUGAAGCUUCCACUCUGUACUCUAUGCCUCCCCAUUUCUGUCGGGGGAUUUAUGCGUCAAGCUGACCUACCAGCAUGCAUCGGUGCUUUUGUAGUCAUAUCUCAGCAUGUGGAAAGAUUGUUUCGCUGUGACUUUUUUUUUUUUUGUCUGUGCCUGUGAUAGAUUUAGUCCAUGUUCCCGCCUGCCUAUCAUAAAGUCAUCUCUUCAAACAUUGUAUAGAUUCGACUAAAAACAAGCUACUGAUUUUUUUUGGGGUGGGGGUGGGGUGUUGGUACUUUUUACAACGUCUUAUUUUUUUAUGACCUCUUUGUUGAAUGAGCCUUUCAGACUUUUCCUGUCUAUGUGUACACACUGGUGCAUUUGCCCGACUUUUGUUGUACUGCAAACGGCGUCAAUUUGUCAAUUAAUUUUGUACCGUCUUUCAUUUGUACACAACUUGUGCAUGAUCAGUUUAGUUUAUUAAACUGGUAAAACGCGA
Molecule: messenger RNA, 1876 nt
Organism: Hippocampus zosterae (dwarf seahorse)
Lineage: Eukaryota; Metazoa; Chordata; Actinopteri; Syngnathiformes; Syngnathidae
Gene: chn1
Product: chimerin 1
Exons: 7
Coding region: 267-1271 (334 amino acids)
Biological process (GO): regulation of GTPase activity; signal transduction
Molecular function (GO): GTPase activator activity
Source: RefSeq, a predicted model, not a curated record